This is a messenger RNA of Plasmodium cynomolgi strain B, 976 nucleotides long. Its product is annotated as type IIB DNA topoisomerase. The record is from RefSeq and is a predicted model, not a curated record. Bases 278 to 976 code for a protein of 232 amino acids. The transcript has 6 exons. Gene Ontology annotation, cellular component: nuclear chromosome. Lineage: Eukaryota; Apicomplexa; Aconoidasida; Haemosporida; Plasmodiidae. Gene Ontology annotation, molecular function: ATP binding; DNA topoisomerase type II (double strand cut, ATP-hydrolyzing) activity; DNA binding. Gene Ontology annotation, biological process: meiotic DNA double-strand break processing; meiotic DNA double-strand break formation; reciprocal meiotic recombination.
GGCUAAGGUAGGUUCUUUAAAAUCCCCAUUUUUCAGCGCAACGUCCGAUCAAUCUUUCGUAAUUUAUCCAUGUGUUGACUCAUUUUUCGUUUUUACGAAUUUGUCACAUUGCGAUGGCUACAACAUCGUUCCUGCGUAGCGAUGAGUCUACCCCAUUUGCGUGCACAAUUCGGACAUCCUGUACUUAGCGCGUUCAGUGCGUUGGUCCACAUUUAUUCAGUGAUUCAUUUAUGUGUGAGCGUAUCUAUUCACUCGUCCGCUCGUCCGCUCGCUCAAAAUGCGGGACAACGUGGACGUGACAAGUCUGCUGGAAAAAUGCACUCUGAAUUUUCUUACAUCGCUGUUGGACAAAAAGAAACAAAAAAAAGUUUUGUCAAAAGGAAAAAUUCUUGAAAUGACAAGACUGUUCUGCAUCAUCGAAAUCGUUUCGAAAAACUUAAAGGAUAAUAUGCAUUCCACAUUGAGACAAAUAUUUUACACAAACCCAAAGUUGUUCAUGUCUCAAAAGGUUUCUAAUGUAACCGUUGGAAAAUUAACAAAAAUUAUAAAAAUUCCGAGAGAGUUGCUAAACAUUUAUAAUUCCCCCAAAGGAAUAAUCAGAGGAAAUCUUUUCCUCCGGGAAAAAAAUUCAAGCCCAUGGGUUGACUGCAUGAGUAUUUUUGAAACGAGAGGGCAUUUAAUAUGCCCCUUUGGAGUCUCCGAUAUAGAAAUUUCGCCUGAUGUGAAAUACGUCCUAAUAGUGGAAAAGGAGACGAUUUUUUUUAGGCUACUUCAAUCGGAUUUCAUUUCGAAUUAUGGACCCUGCAUUAUGAUUACGGCCAGAGGGUUCCCAGACCUUAACACCCGGCAACUACUCUACGAAAUCCGUAGAUGCAACAAAGCCUUGAAGAUUUUCUGCCUCACCGAUUACGAUGCUUAUGGUCUAAGCAUAGCAUUCACCUAUACCUCGAAGAUGGAGUCAAAAGUUUACUGUUAA